Paracoccidioides brasiliensis Pb18 is the source of this 1485-nucleotide messenger RNA. RefSeq lists its product as uncharacterized. The coding region runs from base 1 to 1485 and encodes 494 amino acids. The transcript is spliced from 7 exons. Gene Ontology annotation, biological process: retrograde transport, endosome to Golgi. The record is from RefSeq and is a predicted model, not a curated record. Gene Ontology annotation, cellular component: Golgi apparatus; membrane.
AUGCAAUUGAAACAAGAUGAAUCGAAUCGACAACAAUGCUCGGGAAUGUACAGCCGGAAAGCCUGGGGAGGAAGCCAGGACCCAUUCAUUCUAGUUACAAUUCAAAAGGGCGAGUUAAUGAAUCCAGAAUCAGAUCAUCUCGUGAGCUUGGUGACGCAAAAGGAACCGAUAUGCGACCAAGAAAAUAUCGCGGCCAAGCUAUGCACACAAGAGCAACUGGGUUCGUUCAUCUUGGCCGAGAACGCGACGAAACUAGCCAAGUCCCCUAUCGUUACGAUGGCAAUCAACUUAAAGAAUCCCAAACCCAUCAAUUACCCUGUCGUGCGCACGGGGUUCUAUUGCGUGAGCACGUAUGGCUUCUCCGGCGAUGACUAUAAAGGGGUUGUGACGUUUAGGAAUUCAUAUGGAGAAUUGUCAGCUCCUCAAAUCCCGAAGCUGCCAUUCUACGGGGCUCUAACGAUAGUGUACGCGGUAAUUGGAAUAUUUUGGGCAUUCUUAUAUGUACAGAACCGUCAUGAUAUCUUACCCGUCCAAAAUUACAUCACCGCUAUUAUCGUGUUUCUCAUCGUGGAGCAACUCAUGACUUGGGGCUUCUACGAUUAUCAAAACCGACACGGUUCAAAUGCAGUCGCCAAGGUCCUUAUGAUCAUCAUUGCCAUCCUUAAUGCUGGCCGCAAUUCUUUCUCGUUUUUCUUACUCCUUAUCGUCUGCAUGGGCUAUGGUGUUGUGAAGCCGUCCCUUGGACGCACCAUGGUUUAUGUGCGAUUCCUCGCAAUUGGUCACUUCGUUUUCGGUGUCGUAUAUGCCGUGGCUAGCUUGUCCAUCACUCCAGACAGUGCUGGACCGUUGGUUCUCCUGGUGAUACUUCCCCUUGCAGGCACGCUAACAGCGUUCUAUGUUUGGACGCUUAACUCAUUGGGCGCAACGAUGAAGGAUUUAAUCCAUAGGAAGCAAUCUGUCAAGGCUAUGAUGUACAAGAAGCUUUGGUGGUGCAUCCUAGGCAGUGUCAUUGUCAUCUUCGGUUUCUUCUUCAUCAACUCCUUUGUAUUUGCAAGUCGAAGCGUCGCCGACUUCUUACCGGACCACUGGAAAUCGAGGUGGUUUGUGCUGGAUGGUUGGCUCAAUAUCGUCUAUCUAUUUGAUAUUGCAUUUAUUGCAUACCUAUGGAGACCAACCGCAAAUAACAAACGAUUCGCAAUGAGCGACGAAAUUGCCCAAGAUGAUGAUGGGUUCGAAAUUCGCUCCUAUGGCAGCUCAAUCGACGAGGAGGAGGGAGGUGGCGCAAGAGGCUCAGGUGGUAGCGAUGGAAGGGAUCUUUCCCCUGUUCCGCCAAAGCCUAUGGAACCGGUUCCUCAACCAAGCCGACAGUCCCUCGAUGGCGAAACUAUUUUUGCUGUUGGAGAAGACGGAGAUAGAUGGUCGGAUGACGAAUCACCCCGUAAUUCUACUGAAAGAAAAAGGCUAGUGCAAAAAGACGGUGACUAA